UUUCUAGCUACUCUAUUUGGUCACGUUCAAGAUGUUUAUCUGGUGGCUUGGUCCAGUGACAGUCGCCUUCUAGUUUCAGGCUCCAAAGAUUCUACUUUGAAACUCUGGUCCAUGAACGAAAUUCGUCGGUGGCAGCAAGAGGCUGUGGCUCCAGGUCUAUCCGACCAACCUCAAGCCAAAAAAUGGAAGGUUUCACCUGCUGACAGAAAGUUGGAAGCCGAAAAUCUUAUAUUGGCUCGAGACGGCACUAAAAGUAUGUGUAAACAAAAGUCUUCUACGCAUCCUAAUAGUCCCCAUCAAAGAAAGCGCCAUCUUGUAUCUGACUUACCCGGACAUGCCGAUGCAGUAUACGCUCUCGAUUGGAGUCCAGAUGGUCUUUUUGUCGCCUCGGGGGGGAAGGACAAAUUACUAAAAUUGUGA
Messenger RNA from Protopolystoma xenopodis, 420 nucleotides. The record is from the annotation of a GenBank genome assembly. NCBI's taxonomy places the organism in Eukaryota, Metazoa, Platyhelminthes, Monogenea, Polystomatidea, Polystomatidae.